CCUCCCUCUCUCUCUCUCGCAGCGUGCGUGUGCGCGCGCAGCUCCCCUUGUCUCUCAGGCUUUGUGCAGCGGGGCCCCGAACGCUCCAUCGCCGUUAGCAGCAGCGGCGCGCGCGCGGCCCUCCCGGCGAACGUUCCGUCCUCAGCGGCGCGCGCGGCCCUCCCGGGGAACGUUCCACCAGCGGCGCGCGGGCCCCGCGUGCAGCUGGAGCCGGGAGAAGCGGGAAGCGGGAAAGGGGGAGCGGCCGCCAUGUCGGGCUCGGCGGCCUCGGCCGAGGCGGGCGGCCCCGGCGGGGAGAAGCGGCCCGAGGCGCUGGAGCUGCUGGAGAAGUGCGGCGUGUGCCGCGAGCGGCUGCGGGCCGAGCGGGAGCCUCGUCUGCUGCCCUGCCUCCACUCCGUCUGCCGGGAGUGCCUGCGGGCCGAGCCGGCCCCCGCCGCCGACGGGGAGGCCGCCAACAACAAAGAGGGACAAGUGGUGGACUGCCCUGUGUGCAAACACCAGUGUUACCUCAAGGACAUCGUGGAGAACUACUUCCUGAGAGACAGCGGGGCGGAGGCAGCCACAGACAGCAAGGAUGCCAACCAGUGCUGCACCAGCUGUGAUGACAACGCCCCUGCUACCAGCUACUGUGUGGAGUGCUCAGAGCCGCUGUGUGAGACGUGUGUGGAAGCCCACCAGAGGGUGAAGUAUACCAAGGACCACACGGUCAGAUCCACAGGCCCGUCAAAGUCAAAGGAGGGUGAGCGCACAGUCUACUGCUCCGUGCACAAGCAUGAGCCCCUGGUGCUGUUCUGUGAUACCUGUGACACUCUGACCUGUAGGGACUGUCAGCUCAACGCCCACAAGGAUCACCAAUACCAGUUCUUGGAGGAUGCUGUCAGGAAUCAGCGCAAGAUGCUGGCUGCACUGGUGAAGCGCCUGGGGGACAAGCAUGCCAACCUGCAGAAAUCCACCAAGGAAGUGCGCACCUCGAUCCGGCAGGUGACGGAUGUGCAGAAGCGGGUGCAGGUGGAUGUGAAGAUGGCCAUCCUGCAAAUCAUGAAGGAACUCAACAAGCGGGGCAAGGUGCUCGUCAAUGACGCACAGAAAGUGACUGAGGGGCAGCAAGAGAAGCUGGAGCGCCAGCACUGGGCCAUGACCAAGCUGCAGCGCCAUCAGGAGCACAUCCUGCGUUUCGCCUCCUGGGCCCUGGAGAGUGACAACAACACUGCCCUGCUGCUUUCCAAGAAACUGAUCUACUUCCAGCUGCAUCGUGCCCUCAAGAUGAUCGUAGACCCCGUGGAGCCCCAGGGGGACAUGAAGUUCCAGUGGGAUCUUAACGCCUGGACCAAGAGUGCGGAGACCUUCGGAACAAUAGUCUCAGAGCGGAGCGGCACCCUGCAGGCCGCAGCCCCCAACGCGCAGAUCCAGCGUGCCAAUGCCACCGGCCCGGCAGCGGCAGGAGGAGGGGUGAAACAGGUCUCCGGCACUCCCCAGGGUGUGCAGCAAGUCUCGAUGCAGUCCACCAUCGUCAGCAAGGGACAGCUGGCCCCAGGAGCCCUACUGCAGCCCAUCGUCUCUUCCAACAGCCAGACAGACUGCUUCAUCAGUGAGGGUAGCGCCCUGGCAUCCUCCGCUGUGCAGCCCAUGGACACCCAGGAGGAAGGCAUUGGAGACCUGGACAGCACCGAGGCCCACGUAUCGGGAAUGAAGAGGCCCAGACCCUCGGACGGCAAUGUCAUGCGCAAGGUGCCGCGGGUGAGCCUGGAGCGGCUGGAUCUGGACCUGACAGCCGACAGCCAGCCGCCUGUCUUCAAAGUCUUCCCUGGCAACAGUAACGAGGACUACAACCUGAUCGUCAUUGAGCGUGGGGCCCAGCAGGCUGCCGCCCAACCCCCCAGCAGCAUCUUGCCCGGAGCCAUAGUCAAGGAGGAGCAGAUGGAGGCAGCAAUCGAUUAUCCGGCAGAGGAUCCCAGAGACACCAAGCCCGUUGUUCUGCCCCAGGACGUCCUGGCCGCCGAGGGCUCCGUGUCUCGCCUCAUCUCCCCCAGCGGCAGCAUCGGCUCCAGUCUGGACGUGACACCAGGCCAGAGCCAGGAGGGGGCCAUGGAGGCAGCCAAUGCUGCCCACUGCAGAGUGUGCCGGAAGGCAGGCUCCGUUGUGAUGUGUAACCAGUGUGAGCAGUGCUACCAUUUGGACUGCCACCUCCCGGUGCUGCAGGAGAUCCCCAGUCAGGAGUGGAAGUGCCUGCUGUGCCAGGAACUGCCAGCGCCCGGUGAGGAGGACGGCACCAACUUCCCCGCCUCUGAAGAUGAGGGCCCCAAUAAACUCUCCCCCUUGGAGCAGAGGAAGUGUGAGCGUGUCCUGCUGGAGCUGUUGUGCCAUGAGCCUUGCCGGCCUCUCCACCGGCUUUCGACCGCCACGGAGGGUCAGGACACCAUCGACCUGACCCUGAUCCGAGCCAGGCUGCAGGAGAAGCUCUCCCCACCCUACGGCUCCUCCGAGGAGUUUGCCCAGGAUGUCUGGCGGAUGAUCAAGCAAUUCAACAAGCUGACGGAGGACAAGGAGGAUGUCCAGUCCAUCAUUGGGCUGCAGCGCUUCUUCGAGGCGAAGUGGAGCGCCUCCUUCGGCGACCGGAAGUUCUCCUCGGCGCUGGUGGAGCCCAUCCCGCUAGAUGAGCAGCGGAGCGAGAGCGGCAGCAGCUUCACCCACCGCAGCUCCCCUGCUGGCUCCCUGGGCGAGGCCCCCGCUGCCUCGGCAGGCGCUGGGGAGGAGGAGUGAGGGGCUGGCCUGCAUCGACCGGAGCAGCCGCCCGGCGUCCCGCAGGCAAUGACCAAAAAAGCCUGGGACUCGCCUCUUGCCCCGGGUCGCGUGGCGGCAGCGGGACGUCCUGCCCCCCACUCCAGUUGAAAUUUUUGUUGAUGGGGAGCCCUCUCCUCCCCAUGCCCGUUCCUUUGCCAUGAAGUCUUCACACACGGUUUGCGUUGAGGGUCACACACCCACCUCCCCCUCCGGUGCUGCUCUUUGCCUUGACUGCAAGUGGGCGGCGCACACAGGGUCCCCCCAUCUUUCCUCUGGGAUUUCAGUGCAGGGUGGUUGGGGGGAGCUAUCUGCAGGCAGGGUCAGGUCAGAGGGUCGUGGCUGGGUUUAGUGGAGCGCUAGGCAUUGGGCCCUCAUCCCUGCCCGCGCUGGGGACCUAGCCCAGCGCCUGGGCUCACCUGCCCUGAUUGUGGGGUCCUGGGCUGAAGUGCUGCUCUCUGCUGCCAUGUGCGUGGGAUCUUGGGGUGGUUGUAGGGGGCUCUGGGGGGGCAGGUGGCUCAGUGAGGAAAAAGGCUGGCGGGGUUGGUUCCCAACAGCUUGUCCUGCUGGGAAGCUCCCUGGGUUUGCUCCAUGUUCAUCUCAACAUCCCUGGCACAAGCGCUCCCCUUCGAAGCUAUUCCAAGCCACUGUCAGCUCUCUAGCUGCGUCCUUCUCUCCCCUCCCCCUGCUUGCGAUGCCGGUGUGCUCCCUCCCCUCGCCCACGCCAGGGGAAGCUGCGGUUCAGUGGUUUUGUAACUGACGCCCGAGGCAGGGCCAUUCCGACUCCUGUACCUGUCCCGGCAGGGCAGCCGCUUUCUGGCCUGGUUCUUUUUGCUUCUCCAGCGUGCAACGGGAUCCCAGGCUGGGCUUCGCUUGUAUAUUUUAGAUGGCUUCUUUCAUGUCCCCGAUAACCGUUUGCGACCUGUGCGAUGGAAACUUGUUUCUCUGAGAACGGAAUAAAUCUUGGGUUUUAUGUA
Chrysemys picta bellii (western painted turtle) is the source of this 3755-nucleotide messenger RNA. It is a transcript of the gene TRIM28, whose product is annotated as tripartite motif containing 28. Gene Ontology annotation, cellular component: chromatin. Gene Ontology annotation, molecular function: protein binding; transcription corepressor activity; zinc ion binding. The record is from RefSeq and is a predicted model, not a curated record. Lineage: Eukaryota; Metazoa; Chordata; Testudines; Emydidae.